AUGAAUGAGGGGCAAUCUGAAGGGGUACGGGAUAAGCAGAAUCUGACUGGUGUGAGAUCAUACUCGUCGGUGGUGGGAAGGUUUUUCCCAGACAUGGAGCUGCUCCCAGAUCUUAUACAUCCAAGAUGGUGCACCAAGAUUAUCAUACCACAAGAUGCCUACGAGGAAAGGUUGUUGCGAUUUAGAUUCGCUUUGAUUGGGAGGGUAAAUUUCAGAAUUAUUUCUAUGAAUGAUAUUUGCAAAGAGGCUGUUGAAUCGUGGAAUCUCCAAGGAAGUGUUAGAAUGGCUCCAAUGGGGAAGGGGUAUAUACUCUUUCAAUUUGAACAUGAGGGAGAUAUGGCAGCGAUGUGGAGAAGGAGCCUGACAAAGGUUGGCGGGCAGGUGAUCAGAUUCCAAUGCUGGAAGCUUGAUUUUGACGUUCACGCUAACAAUAUUUCAACCAAGCUGGUAUGGAUCAGGUUCCUGGACCAUCCACUUGAAUAUUGGCAUGAAAAAAUCUUAUUGUCCAUGGCUAAAGCGGCAGGGAGGCUGGCGGCCUUGGAUAGACGCACUCGAACUACUGCUUUGGGAUCUUUCGCGAGGGUCCAGGUGGAGGUGGAGGUAGAAGCAAAAAGAGUGGAUGAGAUUCAAGUGGAGAGGAAGCAACCUGGCAUAGGUGAAGCUUUCUGGUUCAAACAAGUAGUCGUUUAUGAGGAUGGCAUGAGCAGAAGUACAUUUUGCAAGAAGGUUGGGCACAUGGUCCAUGCAUGUAGGGAGAAGAAAUGGGUGGAUUCCAAGGAGGAGGAGAAAGUAAAGGACCAGAAUUUGAUGGAGAACAUAGGAGAGAGAUGCUCUGAGAGGGUUGGGGGGAUUUGCGAUCGAACAUCCGAUAGAGGGAAGCAAAUGAGGAUUACUGAUUUUUGGAGACUGGCACACUACUCUCUGCCGCCGCUGGCCUAUGAAACUGACAAUGUUGUCUCUGGUGGAUUAGAUGAGAAGAAUCACCCUAUAGAGGAGGUGAUCAAUGGAGGCAGCAAACAAUCUUACACAGCUGCGGUGAAGGAAACUAUGCCGAACAUAGAUGAUCUUCCUGAUCCAAUACAUGCUGGAACCCUUACAAAGAUCAUUAUUCCUCAGGAGGCGUACGAAGAGAAAUUCAAUCAUUCUAUUACGCUUUGA
Macadamia integrifolia is the source of this 1158-nucleotide messenger RNA. RefSeq lists its product as uncharacterized. The coding region runs from base 1 to 1158 and encodes 385 amino acids. The transcript is spliced from 2 exons. The record is from RefSeq and is a predicted model, not a curated record. NCBI's taxonomy places the organism in Eukaryota, Viridiplantae, Streptophyta, Magnoliopsida, Proteales, Proteaceae.